AAGGAAAAAAGAAAAGAAAACUUGUGAAUGCUACUAAUAUAUCAAUGCCAGCUAUUGGUAUUGUUGCAAAUAUUCAACACCUUCCUCUAGGUUUUAGCACUUCACAAAAAUCUAAUCAAUCCAAUACAAGUAAAUGUGGAUCAGUUACUGAAAAUAUAACGGGAGAGAUACAAGAAAAUAUAACAGAAGAGUUUAUAAUUGAAGCAAAUGAAGAUGAUGAUAACGUUAUUAUUAUUGGUAGUAAUGAAGAUACGGUACUUGAUAGUUUAUUGCAAAAGCUUAAAGAAUUACAACAAUAA
Molecule: messenger RNA, 299 nt
Organism: Racocetra persica
Lineage: Eukaryota; Fungi; Glomeromycota; Glomeromycetes; Diversisporales; Gigasporaceae
Source: the annotation of a GenBank genome assembly